Molecule: messenger RNA, 4705 nt
Organism: Acanthopagrus latus (yellowfin seabream)
Lineage: Eukaryota; Metazoa; Chordata; Actinopteri; Spariformes; Sparidae
Gene: adam12
Product: ADAM metallopeptidase domain 12
Exons: 23
Coding region: 37-2970 (977 amino acids)
Biological process (GO): proteolysis
Molecular function (GO): metalloendopeptidase activity
Source: RefSeq, a predicted model, not a curated record
CACCUCCCCGGCUUCACAACACCGAGCCCGGGCAUCAUGAGAACCUGGAGGCGGCGGAGGAACUUUGCCUUUCUGAUCUUCGCUCUCCGCGUCUGGUGCCUGUCCACGGCGGCAGAGAGUGCUGACAGCACGGUUCACAACACACAGGAGGGAAGUAGUCCAGACGAUCCUAAACCGCAAGUGGACGCAACCAAACCAGAACGCUAUGGGACCACAGUACCUCUGCUGCUGAAGGGCAAGGAGCGCAGACCUCUCAACCAGCUUGCAGCUUGGGGUCAUCCUGCGUCACUCCAGCUGCUGGUAAAUGCGGAAGGGGAACAGCUGAUCCUGUUGCUGGAGAGAAAUGAGGGCCUUUUUGCAAGCCAUUACACUGAGACACAUUACCGGGAGGAUGGAAGUGCAGUCACCGGUGCUCACAACUUCACGAAUAACUGCUACUACCAUGGGGAAGUUCAGGCACAUCCCAACUCUGAUGUCACCCUCAGCACCUGCUCGGGCCUUCGAGGCUUCAUCGCACUUGAAAACAAGACAUUCAUCAUUGAGCCGCUGCCUGGUCAUGACAACGGUACCCACAUCAUCUACCGAGUGGAAGAACUCAGACUGACCCCUGGAGACUGCGGCCACGGUUUCAACAUGUCCUCUGUUGCCCCUGAAAACCAGAUCAGAAACCCCUUCCAAUCCUUCCACACAAGGCAUAAAAGGCAUGCUCAGAAGACAACCAAGUACGUGGAGCUGAUCAUUGUUGCAGACAACAGAGAGUUUCAGAAACAGGGGAGGGAUGUGGAGAAGGUGAAACAGAGACUGGCAGAGAUAGCCAAUUACGUGGACAAGUUCUACAGGGCCCUGGACAUCCGAGUGGCCCUGGUGGGUUUGGAGGUGUGGAGUGACUCUGAUAAAUGUCCCAUCACCCAAGAUCCCUUCACCACCCUGCACGAGUUCCUAGACUGGAGGAAAGUCAAACUGCUGCCACAGAAACCUCACGACAAUGCUCAGCUCAUAAGCGGCGUAUACUUCCAGGGCACCACAAUUGGCAUGGCGCCCAUCAUGAGCAUGUGCACAGCUGAGCAGUCUGGAGGCAUUGUCAUGGAUCACUCUGAGAACCCACUGGGUGCAGCCGUGACUUUGGCACAUGAGCUGGGACACAAUUUUGGUAUGAACCAUGACACCCCAGAGCGCGGCUGUGGCUGCAGGAUGACCGUUGAUCGCGGAGGCUGCAUCAUGACCCCCUCCACAGGGUAUCCAUUCCCAACAGUGUUCAGCACAUGCAGCAAGAAGGACCUUGCUGCCAGUCUGGAGAAAGGUGUUGGCAUGUGUUUGUACAACAUGCCCGAGGUCAAGGUGCUCUACGGCGGCCAGAAGUGUGGCAAUGGCUACGUGGAGGAGGGAGAGGAGUGUGACUGCGGGGAGCCAGAGGAAUGUAUGAAUCCAUGCUGCAACGCCACCACAUGCACCCUCAAGGGCGACGCUGUAUGCGCCCACGGACAAUGCUGUGAAGACUGCAGGCUGAAACCAGCUGGCACUCUUUGUCGAGAGUCCAGCAACUCCUGCGACCUGCCGGAGUUCUGCACCGGUGCCAACCCUCACUGUCCGGCCAACGUUUAUCUGCAUGAUGGCCAUGCCUGCCACAGCGUUGAAGGCUACUGCUACAACGGCAUCUGCCAGAAUCAUGAGCAACAAUGCAUCACCCUGUGGGGACCAGGAGCCAAGCCUGCCCCAGGGAUAUGCUUUGAGCGAGUCAACUCUGCAGGGGAUCCUUAUGGGAAUUGUGGGAAAGACUCCAAAGGCUCCUUUGCCAAAUGUGAUGCGAGGGAUGCAAAGUGUGGAAAAAUUCAGUGCCAGGGAGGAGCCAACCGGCCAGUGAUCGGAACAAACGCUGUUUCCAUUGAAACGAACAUCCCGCUACAAGAAGGAGGGCGCAUUCUGUGUCGGGGAACACACGUUUACCUGGGUGAUGACAUGCCUGAUCCUGGACUGGUUCUGGCUGGGACAAAGUGUGGAGACGACAUGGUGUGCCUGAAUCGGCAGUGCCAGAAUGUCAGUGUCUUUGGUGUGCAUGAGUGCUCUAGGAAGUGCAAUGGACGUGGGGUGUGCAACAACAAGAAGAACUGCCACUGUGAAGCACACUGGGCUCCUCCAUUCUGUGAGAAAGCUGGCUUCGGUGGGAGCAUCGACAGCGGGCCAAUGAGACUGGCAGAUGUGCGUGUGUGUGUAUUAAUGUGCGUGUUGUCAUAUAUGGCAUCAGCCGACAGCGUGGUCAUUACCGUGUCGAUCCUCGUCACCCUGAUCAGCCUCCUGGUAACAACCGUGAUCGUCUUUCUGAAGAGGAAGACCCUGCUGCGCCUCCUCUUCACCAACAAGAAGAGCACGUUGGAGAAACUCAGAUCUGUGGAGGCCAACAGACCGACCAGCCCCAUCAGGACUCAGUCCAUGUACAGGCCUACUCCACAGCGAAAGCCUCCACCCAAACCCUCUACAGCCAACAUUUAUAAGCCUUCAUUCCUGAGCGCGGAGCCUCUUCUCCCUCCACACAACUUCCACUCUCACAGCCUGCGUAGACUUCCCCUCUACCAGCCGCUGCACAUCAGCCAGCCCAUGCCGGUGUCCCUGAGCGUGGGUCAGCCCACCCUGCCUCGACUCCCAGCCCACCACCGGGUCCUGCCUGCCCACACCUCCAUCUCACCGCCUCGAGUGCCACCUUUUCUCAGCCUGCCUCGCCAGCAGUCGUCGUACAGAGCGGACCAGGACUUUGACAAGCCCAGUCCACCCCAGAAACCGCUCCCCGCAGACCCUCUAGGCAGGAGCUCUCGGCUGGGUCACAGUGCCGGAGCAGCGGGGGGCCACAUCCCCGGGAAUGGACCUCUCCCCAUACCCAUCCCCACCGUACCCAGGCCCCCGCCCACCAUCCCUUUACCCAGCAGACCUGUGCCGGUGUUGCCCUACAGACCACCAAAGACUCAUAAAGACUGCUGAAGUUGGGACGUCACAGACGAGUUGAUCUCUCGCCAACAGACAAGAGACUGUCUUGAUUUUGCACUAAUGACUGAGACUCUGUAAGACCUGUUGGACACUCGGAGGAAUCGCAGAGUUUCUCGACGAAAGGGGGCUAACAUCACACCUCGGUGCUACGCCUCUAAAAGGUGCUAUGUUGUCCUCGCUCAGGUACCAAUGAACUAUUUAUCUAUUUAAGUAUUUAACUUCGACGUUACCGGUUUGUGCACAGAGCACCACGAUCAAGAGCGAUUUUCCCCACGGAAAAGUUUAGAAAAGAAGGAAUCACGGUGUCACUUUGGAUGUUUCUUUUUUGCCGAUUUUUAUACUAUUUUCUCAAAUGAAAUGCUGAAAUGACAUGAUGUUUUUUAUAACCAGUGAAGUUGCUUGAAUAAUUGAAGGGCAAGUUUCUUUUUUUUGUUUUUUUGGAAGAAAACGGAGAUAAAGGGAAACGGAGCACAACUCAACAAGUUGUCAGUGUAGCUUGUGGGCCAUGUGCAGCGUUAUCUGUUCAGUUUUCAUAUUUUUAUGAUGUAUGAAUACCAAAUACAUCCUUUCUAUUCACGUCGCCAUGGUGCUACAGAGCAGAUACUCAUCAAAUGUUUGUUUUUGCUGUUCAACACACGGACCCAUCAAAGCCUCGGACCACACUACUUUUUAUGGGAUUAUUCUGAUCUGCUCAUUUUACAGCCUCACAGUCGGUCUCCUUAUUCCCUUAUAAGUUCACUUUUGCUGCAAAGUACGAGCGGCAGAAGUACUUUUCACACAUUUCAGACUGGCUCUGACACACUGCUCAGGGCAUGUGUUGGACGCCCAACAUGUUCUCCUGAUGCUGGCAGGCGCUGUGGAGUCCCGACAGACUGAUUGUGUUCCAGAGAAUUACACCAACACCAAAUAAUUCAGCAUUAGCUCUGGUGUUUGUAUGUUUAACAUUUACGCUCACUUUGUCCCCGAGUGUGCGAGCCAAGAGGAAUGACUUCAGCGCCGCGAGCUUUCCAAAUCUCCUCCUCGACUGUGUCCAACAAGAUGUUUUACCGUAUCUGUCCCGUCUUCAUAACAUUCCAUUUAGAUUCUGUAUGGUUGUGUUAUUCCUGAACUCUUGAGAUUAUUCACGCAUUCACAGCAUCAUUCAUUAGAUCCAGAGCUCGGCGUUGCACUUUGGGUCAGGCCGUGUCCCUGGUGUUGUUUGUUGUUAACUUGCUGUAGGGAUUGAAACUUUACAGCGUCGUUCUUUUUUCCUGUAUCACUUUCGGAUAAUUGCAUUUUCUAUUUGCAGAAUGACUGAAGUGUGUAAAGCCCUGCAUACAUGUGCGAGCAACACUUUUCUCUUGUUUUGGAAGACGUGCUCGACAGUCAGAGUGUCUGCUCUCUCCGCUGGAAGAUAUUUGUCAGUGCUGUGUCGAUUAACUGUUAACUGUUGACGCCAUUUGUAAAUCCCAAAUGUAACGUGUUUAUUUGCAUAACUGUAACAUGUUUAAACACCCCUGUAAUGUGUAAAUAUUGUAUGUCAGUUAUCAUUUUCUCUUCCUUUUUUUUUGUCUUCCUUUUAUUUUUUUUACAUUGCACAGUAAUAUAAGAACUGCUUUGAGGCCGCCGCGAACGUGAUGUUAAAGCUUUCAACGUGUAACCUUUAGGCCAGAGACAAAUGUUUGAGGAAAAACAUUUAAACUGAGAGAUUUUAUUGAUGAAAUCAGAGCCAAAUAAAAGUUCCUUUAUG